Molecule: messenger RNA, 1805 nt
Organism: Contarinia nasturtii (swede midge)
Lineage: Eukaryota; Metazoa; Arthropoda; Insecta; Diptera; Cecidomyiidae
Gene: Tbp
Product: TATA-box-binding protein
Exons: 3
Coding region: 587-1591 (334 amino acids)
Biological process (GO): DNA-templated transcription initiation
Molecular function (GO): RNA polymerase II general transcription initiation factor activity; DNA binding
Source: RefSeq, a predicted model, not a curated record
GUGAAAUUGUAAUUAUUGACUGAGUGAUUUUCAUUGCAUACAACAUGGUAUAAAAUUCAAUGACAAUUGAUUGAUUUGAAGGCCUAUGAAGACAACGGAAAGUUUUUUUUUGUCAUUCACUAUCGCUGUCUCGUUUUCGCCCAGCAAUAUUACAAAAAAUAAACGACCUGUCAAUUCUGACAUCAGUCGAUUGAUGCAUAAACACAACAACGUAUUAUUAACAUAUUUUCUGGAUGGAAAAUUCGUCAAUAAUCGAAUAGUCCAUGAAAAUCACAUACAUUAUUUACGAUUAGUGAAAGAAAUGCGGUAAAAGUGAAAAUUCGAUAGAAAAAUGUGUUAAGAUCGUAUGAAAACCGCGAAAAACACAAUCAAUACAGCGAAGACUUAACCUUAAAUCUUCAAUUGUGUUUAUGCAAAGUAGAAUUUAAGUAAUUUAUUAGUUAAAAAAAAGCGUUGUGGCGAUUUCUUUGUGGCCAACAUUUAAUUUGUACAAAUUUAUAAACGAGCAAUAGACCUGGUGGCUGGUUGUGAAUUGUUUUUAAGGGAGCAAAACGUACUUUUUUUCUAUUCGAAAACUUAAUUCACAAUGGAUCAAAUGCUACCAAGUCCAGGGUUUAGCAUACCCAGCAUUGGUACACCGUUUCAACAAUUGGAAGAAGAUCAAACAAUUAUCGCAAACAAUCCAUAUUAUGCACAAAAUGCAAUGAUGACAAGUCAUCCGCCGACUGGUUUAACGCCAGUCGGUAUGGGCAACGCUAGCACUAGUAAUAGCAAUAAUGGCGUUGGUAGCAGCGGUUUACAAACGAACGUUGAAACAUCCACAACAACUAGUUUGCCAUCACUAAUCAACACACCGACCAAGGCGAGCAGUUACCAACCCAGCUACACAACACCACAAAGCAUGAUGCAACCACAAACACCGCAAAGUUUGAUGUCACCAAUGGUACCAAUGACAGACCGUGUGAACGAGAAUUUGCCCAGCGUAAAUGUUCAUCAAAUGAUUGGACCACAAACUCCGAUGACACCGAUGACUCCCGGUUCAACGGAUCCUGCUAUUUUGCCUCAAUUACAAAACAUUGUGUCAACAGUGAAUUUAAAUUGUAAACUUGACUUGAAAAAGAUCGCCUUACACGCUCGUAAUGCUGAGUAUAAUCCAAAACGUUUUGCCGCCGUUAUAAUGAGAAUACGAGAACCGAGAACGACUGCGCUGAUAUUUUCAUCGGGAAAAAUGGUGUGUACGGGUGCGAAAAGUGAAGACGAUUCACGGCUUGCUGCUCGUAAAUAUGCUCGUAUCAUACAAAAAUUGGGUUUUACAGCGAAAUUUUUAGAUUUUAAAAUACAAAAUAUGGUCGGUAGUUGCGACGUUAAAUUUCCAAUUCGAUUGGAGGGUUUAGUUUUAACACAUGCCCAGUUCAGUUCGUAUGAACCAGAAUUAUUUCCGGGUCUCAUUUAUCGUAUGGUCAAACCAAGAAUUGUGCUCUUGAUAUUCGUUUCUGGUAAAGUUGUGCUGACCGGUGCAAAAGUGCGUCAGGAAAUUUACGAUGCGUUCGACAGUAUCUAUCCAAUUUUGAAAAGUUUCAAAAAACAAUAGAUGAAAAACAGCGAGAAAAAACAACAAAAAAACCCUGCUGAAAAAAAACACACACAUAUACAUUUCGUUUUAGACUGUAAGGCCCCUUAUACACAAUGUUUCUUAUUCAAACUCAUCAUUCAUUUUUAUUUCGAAUAAUGUCGUUAGUUAAUUGCAAAAUAAAAUGAACGGAAAUUUACAACGAAUAAUUUCCUUAAAAUAUAAACAUGGGAAA